AGUUCAGUGCAGGUCACGUUUGAAGAGGGUCCUCAGUUGCCACCGGCUGCGAAUAUAAGUCACGUGACGUGCAAGGCGCAGUCAGACCACAGCAUGGUGCUAUACUGCCAGCUGUCAGCUGAAGCUGUGAAAUUCCCUGUCUCUGUUACUCAGCAGUCCCCAGUUGCUGUUUCUGUGGACACCUAUCACGUCACAUUGGCUGUGCUGCAGGCUCAGGUGGAGAUCCACUUGGAGGAGAUACAGAGCAAAGGUCUCCUGGUGUCGUGGAUGUUCAAGGACAGACCGGACUUGAACCUUUCGGUUCUUCCGAGACUUCAGCUUCCUGAGAAGAAUGAAGGGAGAGCGGAUCUGUCCACGAUAAGGGAUCUGAUCGAGGAUACCAUUGUCAGCACGCAGCCAGCCAUGAUGGUGAAUCUGAAGGCCUGCACCGCCGGAGCCGCUGCGGUACCCAGCGAUAAGUCGACUCGAGAGUCCCCGUCCAGAGCAGCAGCAGCCCCUCUGGGUUCUAAGCUGUUGCUCCGGAAUCUUCGAGUGCUGAAUUUGGGCCGCCAGGAGAAAGGAGGAGUCGGGGAGAUAUGCUGCGUGGCAGAGCUAGACAGCCCCCCGCAGCAGAAGCGGACGAGGCCGGUUACGGCUGGCAGCGCCGGUGCUGCAGCAGAGAUGGAGUGGAACGAGGAGCUCUUUCUGGAGUUGGGACCUAGAAGUAAAGAGCUGAAGCUGCAGGUGCUGGGGAACGGUGACGGAGGGGGAAGUGUGCUGCUGGCACAUGCCACGCUUCUGCUUGAUUCGUCGGGCAAACAACCAUCGGGGAGACAGGUCUGCUUGCUGGCCCCAGGAGCCGGGCGAUCGCUGGCGGCCGAAGCUACCGUUAUAUUGGAGCUGCUGUUCCAGGAGUCUCCUGCAUCUUUGAAUGCUCAACACGCCGCGUCUCUGCGAACCAGCAUCACCCCCACUAAGAAGGUGGAGAUGGACCGGACCAUGUGGCCGCUACGGAGGCACGGACUCGGCCGCGAUACCCCUGAGGCCGCUCGCGCGGGCGGUGCAAAACCGUUCAGCCGACACGUGCCACGGUCGUCGCGGACUCGCGCCUCGCGCAGCACUUCUGGCUUCCAGGCUGGAACGUCGCUACUUCAAGCGUCGGUAUCUUUCUCGUGCUCAGGGGAUAGCCAUAUGCCCAACGGCUUGGAUCCGGUGGCUGAGACGGCGAUCAGGCAGCUGACCGAGACGAAUAACAAGCCCGCCAAGAAGACCCCGACAAAACGUAGCACGCUGAUCAUCUCUGGAGUUUCCAAGGUACCUAUCGCUCAAGAUGAAAUGGCGCUUUCUCUGGGUUACGCCGCAUCCUUGGAGGCCACGGCGUACGGGGAUUCUGCAGCUGAGAGCGCGGCCGACCAGACGCACGGUUCUACCGAUUUGUCGCAGCUGCCGGAAGCGUCGCCGUCGGGACAAAGGGCCAGUCAGGAGCUGGAUGAGACGACGCGAUCGGACAUCUCUGAGAGACCGUCGGUGGAAGACGUCGAGUCUGAAACUGGCUCCACGGGAGCUCUUGAGACCAGGAGCUUGAAAGAUCACAAAGUUAGCUUUCUUCGGAGUGGUACCAAGCUCAUCUUCCGGAGGAGAAGCAAGCAGAAGGAAGCGGGCCUGAGCCAGUCGCACGAUGACUUGUCCAAUGUCACCGCCGACUCCGCCGCCAGGAAGAAAGCCAGCAGCUUUUCCCGCCGCCUCAUCAAGCGCUUCUCCUUCAAGUCUAAAUCCAAACCCAAAGCUAGCGACAGCGCAACGGCAGGUGAGAACUGA
Messenger RNA from Balearica regulorum gibbericeps (East African grey crowned-crane), 1797 nucleotides. The record is from RefSeq and is a predicted model, not a curated record. NCBI's taxonomy places the organism in Eukaryota, Metazoa, Chordata, Aves, Gruiformes, Gruidae.